This is a messenger RNA of Rubroshorea leprosula, 1629 nucleotides long. The record is from the annotation of a GenBank genome assembly. Lineage: Eukaryota; Viridiplantae; Streptophyta; Magnoliopsida; Malvales; Dipterocarpaceae.
CUGUUAUCAUUGGCAUCCUUUCCUCAACAACAGAGAAAAUGAGGCUAAGUGGAAAAAAUGGAACUGGUGGAGCUAAUUGUCACAAGAAGCACAAUAGAGUAGUACUAUUUGGCUCUUUGUCAAGUCUAGUAGUGCUUUUCCCACUCCACGCCAGCAGCAGCAGUAGCAGCAAGGUCCGUCCAGGUCCAGGGUUAGAGUUGUCCUCAUCAUCAUUAAGCCAAGCUCUAGCUAAAAUGUUUCCCUCAAGUAACAUUAAUACCAACAUUGUUACUCCUAAUUCCAAACAGGAGGAGCUUUCUAUCCCUUUCUUUCACUUUCCCUCUCCCUACAGUCUUUAUGAAUUUGGAUUGAUACUUGAAGAUCAUGAUCUUUUCCUCCAUCAGCACCAUGAUGACCUCUUGUUUCAUCAACCCUUGAGAAGUAAUGACGAUUCAAUCUCUGAAACGGUCAUUAACAUGCCUGAUUCGCGCAAGCUCGAUAAGUCAAUGAUAGAUUGCAGUACUGAAGCUAAAAGUGGAAAUGUGAUCACCAAGCAAGUCCCAAGAAAGAGGUCUUCCAAGAGAGAUCGUCACAGCAAGAUCAACACAGCACAUGGACCGAGGGACCGGAGAAUGAGAUUGUCUCUGGAAGUUGCCAAACCCUUUUUUGGUCUGCAAGACAUGUUGGGAUUUGAUAAAUCUAGUAAAACUGUUGAGUGGUUGCUUCUUCAGGCAAAGCCUGAAAUCGAAAAAUUACUUCCCCAUGGCCUCUCCAGGAGGAACCCCAGUAGCUACAGUAGUGUCCCUGUUAGGAGUUCAUCAAAUUGUACUUCUGGGCAUCAAGUGGUGUCUGGAAUCACUUCUAAAGAGAAACCCUCAGCCAAAGACAAAAAGAUCACUAGACAGCCACGUACCUUUAGCACUCUCACUAGGGACCAGAGGAAAAUGGCCAGGGAAAGGGCAAAAGCAAGGACAGAGGAAAAGAAGCUGCAAUGGAGCAUGAAUUUGGAUGAAUCAAUGCUGGAGAAUAAUGAUCAUCUGAAUCAAUUAAGUUCUUGGGGAUCCUUUGAAAGUGGAGAGGAAAUGGGUACUCCUCAGAGUCACAACAAGAAUCCUUCCCCGAUGGAAGCAGUAGCUGAAGUUGAAGUGCCAACCUCUCAUGAUCACGAUAUGGUUGAUGAUGAAUCCUUGGUGAUCAUGAUCCGAAAUUCAAUCUUCAAUUGUCAGCAUAAUUCUGGAAUUCCCCAAGAGCAACAAGCACCAGAUUUCCAGGCCUUUUCCAAAUCAUGGGAGGCCAACAACAAUCAGAUUCUCUUCUCACACAAGACUUAAUUCUCCUACCUCUUUGAUAUGUACCUAAACAUGCAUUAGGAGCAUGCUACAUGUAUCCCUACCUCUUUGCUUUAAGUUUUUUCAGUUUGAAAAUGUAACCUAGGGGUUUGUAUAUAUCUAAUUAUCUUAUUAUCUUGUGGACUACUUUUGUUCAUGAUUUUCCUGUGUGAAUGUUAAUGUUUAAAUAAUGUUGUGUUAUAUAUUGUUUCUGUUCUAAAUUAAUUUCCUGCAAAGUGAUCUAACUAGAGUUUUUCAGUGAUUCUUCUUUCUGAUAUCUGCAUUUUCUCUGGUGCUCAUUCUAUAAAUUUUAAAAAAUUGG